Messenger RNA from Bipolaris oryzae ATCC 44560, 918 nucleotides. RefSeq lists its product as uncharacterized. The annotation marks the transcript as partial. The record is from RefSeq and is a predicted model, not a curated record. NCBI's taxonomy places the organism in Eukaryota, Fungi, Ascomycota, Dothideomycetes, Pleosporales, Pleosporaceae. The transcript has 2 exons.
AUGACUUGGAUCACAGAUCUUGUCAAUUUAGAAACUGGCAAUGCUCAUCUUGCGGUAACCAGCCGCGAUGAACAAGAAAUACGCACAAGUUUCCGACAUAUGGUCGCGCGAAAUGGAUCCAUUGCUGUGGAGGGCGAGGGUUUAGAUGGAGACAUUGCUGCUUUUGUGAAGGACGAGGUCGCUCGUCUCGAGCGUUGGAAGAAUUUACCGACUAUACAGAUGGAGAUUGAAAACAAGCUUGUUGCAAAAGCUAAUGGAAUGUUCCGGUAUGUUGCUUGCCAGAUUAGGGAGCUCGAGGAUUGCCUUGAGCCUGACGCAUUACGCGAAGCACUACAAAAUCUACCAAAGGAUCUAAAUGAGAUAUACUCAAGGAUCCUUUCACGAAUGCCAAACGGAUACCAAGAGAAAACUAUACGUCUGUUACAGUUCCUUAUCUACAGCCCCAACUCACUGUCCAUUGAGGAGUUGGUUGAUGCUGUCGCUGUAAAAGUGGACAAGCAACCAGCUUUCGAAUCUGCCAAUCGAAUGCCUGAGCCCAUUGAGUUGGCAAAAUACUGUUCUAGUCUCAUAAAGCUCAUCAUAUCAGAUUCGGAAAGCAUCACAAAAGCAAAAGUACGACUCGCUCAUUUCACAGUACAAGAGUAUCUUGUGAAGUACUCGAAUCAUUCGAGUAAAUUCACUGAAACUGCUGCCCGAGCUGACAUGGCUAUUGUAUGCAUGUCUUACUUGCGGGAUAUUGACUACGAUUCUCCCGUUUCUCAACUGACAAUCAGCUUUCCGUUCAUGACGUACAGUUCUAAGAAUUGGAUGUCACAUGCUGCCGCAUCAGAACACGAGAAAGACGUCCUUGGGAAGACGACCGACUUCAUGAGAGAUUGCUCGGAUCUAUGCCAUGAGUACUGGACAUCUAUUUAUGGA